CAGUCAUCUGCGUCUCUCAUGGUGAGUCCAGACAGAGUUCAACACUUCACCUCUGACUCUGUGUCACUGAACUGUGAAGGAAACUCUACUGAGUGGAGAGUGAAGUUAACUGAAUCUGGCAACAUAUUAUUCUGCCAAAACUGGGGGACAAUGACUGGAUCCACAUGCAGCAUAGAGCGUUACCGGUCCAGUAAUGCAGUGUACUGGUGUGAGUCUGGAUCAGGAGAGUUCAGCAACGCAGUCAACAUCACUAUAUCAAGUAACCAUAUUAUCCUGGUGAGCCCUGUCCAUCCUGUGACCGAAGGAGAUUCUGUUAGUCUUAUCUGCAGAAUAAAAAGAAAAACAUUUGCUUCCAAGGUGUUUUUCUAUCAAAAUGGCAAACUCAUUCAAAAUGAUACCAGAAGGGAGCUAAAUAUCUCUGCAGUGUCAAAGUCAGAUGAAGGCUUUUACAAGUGUGAAUACUCACAAAAAGUGUCAGCACAGAGUUGGAUGUCAGUUAAGGGAGUCUCCAGGCCUGAAAGCUCUUCAUCUCCUGUACUGAUGAUUAUUGGGCUGGUUUUUGGAAUUGUACUUGUUAUUCUUCUGCUCCUUUUGUAUCGCUACAGACGGUCCAAAGAUUCAUGCUUUAUCAGGCCAGUCCAGUCUGAGAGCACCAAUCGAGGCUCUGCUACAGGUCACAUGGUCAACCAGAAUGAGGCUCAACAGAAUGACGAUCCCUCUCCUCUCCGUGGUGACUCUCAUCUCUAUGAACCAGUUAAAGGCUCUGAAGCUCGUCUCUAUGAAUCAAUUAAAGGCUCUGAAGCUCGUCUCUAUGAAUCAAUUCAAGGCUCUGAAGCUCGUCUCUAUGAAUCAAUUCAAGGCUCUGAAGCUCGUCUCUAUGAAUCAAUUAAACGCUCUGAAGACGCUGAUAAUGAUACAGCUGAAUCCCAGGAUGACACCUAUUCAUUGAUUGAACUUAAAAACUUUGGAAGGAAGGGGAAACGCCAUGAACCAGAGGAGAGUUGUCUUUACUCUGAUGUGAAUAUAGGAACUGCAGGAAAAUCAACUGCAUCAGCAACUGAUGAAACUUCUCCCUGAAGUUAAACCAGGAACAGCUCUUGACUUUGCAUAUAGAGACAGAGUCACCUGGUGAAAUGGCACUGGCCAAGUUACAGUGAACAUCCUGAUAUCCUGUUGAAAACUGAUGCGUCACAGAGAUUGUCCAGUUUAUUUCCAACAUCUGUACAAUGGCUAGCAGGAUGCUAGUUCAGCUGGUGCUCAUUCUUCUCCCUCUUUUCCUCAAUGUUUACUGAUGUUUACAUUUGAGAUCCUUGAUCUGGCUAGCUAGCAGCUAGCUAGCUAGCUAGCGGAGGAGAGUUCACAGACUGGUGAGUCGAUGCUCAUCAUCCUGAUGAGAGACUCGAAGCCACACGCCAUCAUCGUCCAAAGCCCACCACAAAAAGCACCACCAACAUGCUGACAGAGAGGCAGCAAAAAGAGAAGCAGAAAGAGCUGCUCAAGUAUAUUUAAGCUUAUGAUAGUGCAGCUUCAAAGUCAGCAUCUUUUAUAGAGUUAGAUAAGAUAGAUCCAGGAUGGACAUUACAAACUACUUUAAUAUGCAGUAUGUAAUAAUCUGCUAUCAGACAACAUAUCCUAUUACAUGUACAUGUUUUCCUCUGUCUUAAAAAUAUAUUUAUAACUACUGUGCAUAUUUUAUUUUCACCUGAUUGAAUUUGAUAUUUUUUGUUUUUAAUUAUUUUUGUAUUCUAUGCUUCAGUAAAGUUUA
Epinephelus lanceolatus (giant grouper) is the source of this 1765-nucleotide messenger RNA. The record is from RefSeq and is a predicted model, not a curated record. Lineage: Eukaryota; Metazoa; Chordata; Actinopteri; Perciformes; Serranidae.